This is a messenger RNA of Acomys russatus (golden spiny mouse), 397 nucleotides long. Its product is annotated as small nuclear ribonucleoprotein Sm D3-like. The transcript is spliced from 2 exons. NCBI's taxonomy places the organism in Eukaryota, Metazoa, Chordata, Mammalia, Rodentia, Muridae. Gene Ontology annotation, cellular component: U2 snRNP; U4 snRNP; SMN-Sm protein complex. The coding region runs from base 1 to 390 and encodes 129 amino acids. Gene Ontology annotation, biological process: RNA processing; spliceosomal snRNP assembly. The record is from RefSeq and is a predicted model, not a curated record. Gene Ontology annotation, molecular function: RNA binding.
AUGUCUAUUGGUGUGCUGAUUAAAGUCUUGCACGAAGCUGAGGACCACAUAGUAACAUAUGGGUCCCUUCCAUGUGAAGCUAACACUGCCUGGCGGGGGGGGGGGGAGCUCAUGGAAGCUGAGGACAACAUGAACUGCCAGAUGUUCAACAUCCCAGUCUUGUACAGAGAUGGCCGAGUGGCACAGCUGGAACAGAUGUACAUACGUGGCAGCAAGAUCCGAUUUCUAAUUUUGUCUGACAUGUUGAGAAAUGCACCCAUGUUAAAGAGCAGGAAAAAUGAAAACCAAGGCUCAGAGGCUGGCCGAGGAAAAACUGCUGUCCUGAAGGCCCAAGUGGCUGCAAGAGGAAGAGGGCAUGGAAUGGGGCGUGGAAACAUCUUCCAGAAGUGAAGAUUAU